This is a messenger RNA of Procambarus clarkii (red swamp crayfish), 687 nucleotides long. The record is from RefSeq and is a predicted model, not a curated record. Lineage: Eukaryota; Metazoa; Arthropoda; Malacostraca; Decapoda; Cambaridae.
AUGAAACUUAAAGAAUCUGAUGAUGAAAUUAUCAAUGGCGAUUCUGACAUUGAUAAGGAUUAUGGUCAGGGCUCAGAUAAAAGUGCUAUAGACUUUAAUAUAAAGAUCGAGGUUUUACACGACUUUUCCCAUAUUCUGCAAGUUGAUCUUUGGACUUCUUGGAGUGUGUCAGUAUGGGAGGUGGCAGCGGACGGCCAGGACGCUAACGUGACACUGACACAGCUCCCCCACGUGGUCGACCAGGCUCGGCGGCUGCGGCAGGUGUCGUGGUGCGUGACGGUGGUGGUGGUGAGCGACGACCUCGCCUUCCUCGCCGCCUUCGCCCAGUGGUCCCUCAAGGGCCGCUUGGUGGGUCCAGCAACCAGGCUCCUCGCUGUCACCAACGCUUCCUUGGUCAAUAAUCCUGACCUCAGCAGGACCUACUCCAAGAUGAACGCUGUGAUGCUCGUCGUUGAAGAUUACCAGGAAUCUCGACAGUGUGGAGUAUACCUACACCUUCCGUACAGUCCCCGGGGCGCCCAGGCGCUGAAGGUGGCCUCCUGGACGCCCCACCAAGGCCUCGCUCUCACCUCCAGCCUCCCGCUCUUCCCCGACAAGUUCUCCAAGAACAGACUUAAUUUACACAUAGGCAUGCAAGGCGUUGCAGAACAUGAAAAGUGGGACAAUAAUGUGGCGGGAUUGAACUAA